Molecule: messenger RNA, 1577 nt
Organism: Hippocampus comes (tiger tail seahorse)
Lineage: Eukaryota; Metazoa; Chordata; Actinopteri; Syngnathiformes; Syngnathidae
Gene: gpr143
Product: G protein-coupled receptor 143
Exons: 9
Coding region: 24-1274 (416 amino acids)
Biological process (GO): regulation of calcium-mediated signaling; G protein-coupled receptor signaling pathway; melanosome organization
Cellular component (GO): melanosome membrane; plasma membrane
Molecular function (GO): L-tyrosine binding; L-DOPA binding; dopamine binding
Source: RefSeq, a predicted model, not a curated record
UGGGUGGGUUUGCCGAGUCCGUCAUGGCGUCACCGCGGUUGGAGACGUUCUGCUGCUCGAACCGUGACGCGGCCACCGAGCUGGUGGUCACCUUCCAGCCGUUGCUGUUCGGAAUCGUGACGGUGGCCAGCGCGGCCACGAGCGUUCUGUUGACCGUGCUGCAGCUCCUGCCCAAGAAGAAAGGCUACAGGAGGCUCGGACACUACCCGCUGCCCAGACCCGCGUCUUCAUCGCGGAUACUUUUCAUCAUCAGCCUGUGCGACAUUUUGGGAUGCACGGGCAUCAUUUUGAGGUCUUCUCUGUGGGUGGGCCUACCCAACACGGUGGAACAGAUCUCCGAGGCCAACAGCACCGAACUUUGGCCGGACGUCUUGUGCCUCGGCAGUGCGAUGUGGAUCCAGUUGUUCUACAGCGCUUCGUUUUGGUGGACUUUUUGCUAUGCCGUCGACGUCUUCCUGGUGGUCAAGACGUCUGCUGGAAUUAGCACCAUUAUCCUGUACCACAUGAUCACAUGGGGUCUGGCUUUGCUGCUGUGUAUUGAGGGCGUGGCCAUGCUCUACUACCCCUCCAUUUCCAACUGUGAACAAGGCUUCCAGCACGCCAUCCCUCACUACGUCACCACAUACGCACCCAUGCUGUUGGUCUUCGUUGCCAACCCAAUAUUCUUCAACCGGACCACAUCCGCAGUGACAUCGUUGCUAAAAGGACGUCAAGGAAUCUACACAGAAAACGAGCGGCGGCUGGCUAGCGCCAUAAAAAUACGAUUCUUUAAAAUCAUGCUGGUGUUCUUUAUAUGCUGGAUUCCCAACAUCAUCAACGAGUGCCUCCUCUUCUACCUGGAGAUGCAGGGGAACAUCGAUGACAGCAGCCUCAGGAAUAUCAGAAAUGCUGCCCUCAUCACGUGGUUUAUUAUGGGGAUACUGAACCCCAUGCAGGCCUUCCUCAACACGCUGGCCUUCCACGGCUGGACGGGUUUCGACGUGGACCUGAACCCGUGCGGGAGGCGGGAGAUGGCCUGGGAGUCGGCCUCCACCUCAGUGGCCAACGCGGAGAGGCACAACACCAUGGUGGGCACGGCCCUGCUCUACCAGAGUCACGUGCAGGAGGCCAAGAAAAACAUGAACGGCAACGGGCAGCUGCAGUCCGACGCCAUCAGCGUCCUCUCAGAAGGUUCAGAAUCUAGCACAGUUGAAAUCCACAUAUCCAGCGAGCUCCCAGACUAUGGCGAUAUAGAUGCUGAUGAAGAAUCCUUGGGGACGUCAGGGAAGCACUAGCCAACAUCACAUCGCACUUAACUACUGCUGGUAAAAAUAAAAAAACAAAAAAAAAAAAAAAGGAAAAAAAAACCUGUAGAACUCUUUAGUCUGUAGACACGACUCAUUUUCUAAUUCCCUUGUGUGGCCACUCACAGUAACCUUGAGAACAUGAUAAAUGUGAUGUCCUCCACAGUGACUCAAAAUUAAGAGUUUAAGGUCUUUUCUACUUUUUAAAAUGUGUUUUGUGAUGUGACUAUAUUGCCCCUCCCAAUCUUGUAUUUUUGCACUUUUAUUGUUAUUAAAUAUCAAUCCUAGUUCUUA